Messenger RNA from Colletotrichum spaethianum, 1242 nucleotides. RefSeq names its product serine/threonine-protein phosphatase 6 regulatory ankyrin repeat subunit B. The transcript has a single exon. The record is from RefSeq and is a predicted model, not a curated record. Gene Ontology annotation, molecular function: protein binding. Lineage: Eukaryota; Fungi; Ascomycota; Sordariomycetes; Glomerellales; Glomerellaceae. The coding region runs from base 1 to 1242 and encodes 413 amino acids.
AUGGUUAAUGUCAACUCAAAAGAUAAGAUGCUCGUUGGCACAGAAAAGUUUCAGAUGAACUCAAAGGACGGCCAGACAUCACUAUCAUGGGCCGCCAUGAAUGGGUACGACACGAUAGUCAAGGUACUCCUUGAGACCGGCAAGGUUGAAACCGACUCGAAGGAUAAUGACGGCCGAACCCCGCUUCUCUGGGCAGCCUCAUUUAAUAGGGAGGUAGUCGUCAAGAUGCUCCUCGACACCGGCAAAGUCGACGUUAACUCGAAGGAUGAUGAAGGCCAGACGCCGCUAUCAUGGGCCGCCAUGAGUGAAAACGAGACACUCAUCAAGAUGCUCCUCGACACCGAAAAUGUGGAUGUCGACUCAAAAGAUAAUCAAGGCCGAACGCCACUAUCGCAUGCAGCUUGGUACGGAAACGAACCUGUCAUCAAUAUGCUCCUCAAGACAGGCAAAGUUGACAUCGACUCGAAGGAUAAUGAUGGCCGAACGCCGCUAUCAUGGGCCGCCAAGAAUGGAAAAGAGGCAGUCAUCAAGAUGCUCCUCGACACUGGCAAGGUUGACAUCGACUCGAAGGAUAAUGACGGCCGAACGCCGUUAUCAUGGGGCGCCGAGAAUGGGAACGAAGCAUUCGUCAAGAUGCUGCUCGACACCGGCAAGGUUGAGAUCGACUCAAAGGAUGAUUAUGGUCGAACACCACUGUUAUGGGGCGCUGAGCAGGAAAAAGAAGCAGUCGUCAAGAUGCUCCUCGACACUGGCAAGGUUCAAAUCAACGCCAAAGACAAUUGCGGCCGAACGCCGCUAUCAUGGGCCGCCAUGAGUAGAAACAAAACACUCAUCAAGAUGCUCCUCGACACCGAAAAUGUGGAUGUCAAUUCAAAAGAUAAUCAAGGCCGAACGCCACUAUCGCAUGCAGCUUGGUACGGAAACGAACCUGUCAUCAAUAUGCUCCUCAAGACAGGCAAAGUUGACAUCGACUCGAAGGAUAAUGAUGGCCGAACGCCACUAUCAUGGGCCGCUGAGCAUGGAAGCGAAGCAGUCGCCAAGAUGCUCCUCGACACUGGCAAGGUUGAAAUCGACUCGAAGGAUAAUGACGGUAGAACGCCACUAUCAUGGGGCAUUGAGCAUGGAAACGAAACAGUUGUCAAGCUGCUUCUUAGUACAGGUUGCGCUGACAUCUACUUACGCGAUGAUUCCGGCCGAACGCCCUUGUUUUGGGCCGCAAUGGCAGGAAAUGUAACGCAAUGA